CUAAAAAUUCGACAGUAUAACUAUGUUAACAUAGCCACUUUAUUGUCUGGUUUAGGUUGCAGCUGCAAGGUAGAAGAAAAUGGUGCAAAACAACGGUAGCUGUGUGGUUUGAGGGAUUCGCCAUUUUUACCACAUCGGAUUAGCACGAAUACACCGACUGUUAUGGCGUCGUGCUAACAUAUUCCCUUACAUACGGUCUCAACUAUGGAAGCUGGAAUUGCUCUGGAAGUGGUAAAACCGCAGAAUGAUGGGGGAGGGCAGUGGCAGGUGGGCAUCAGAUAUCACACAUCAAAACCCACUUGGUUCAACAGCUGCCCAUCUCAUCUCCAGGCCAGAGAGCAAGGAAGAGGGCUUGGUUGCAACAUCAGCAUUUGGACACCCAUCGCUGAACACAGUGGUACUUGAUUUGAGCAUUGGCAUGAGCACUUCUGAAACAGCAUGGACAUAUUCACCCUUGCAGCAGUUUUGCUUAUUAUCACAGGGGGAGUGAGUGCUCAGACGGUGACACCUUCGGCAGCAACGGUGCUCGUGAACAACAGUGUCAAAUUUAAUUGCAGUGCAAGCAGACCAGGCUAUACAGCCAUGACCUGGCUACUGAAUGGACGCUUAGCCGUUACCAUUUCAGAGUCUGCAGGCGUGCUCGAUCACAUCGACCAUUACUCUGUUGUGAACUACUCAACAUUAGGAACAGCCAUUUUUGAGUUUAUCAUCAAGAACGUGACGAGAACCGAUACUGGUACCGUGGCUUGUCAAGUGCAAGGUGGAGUGCCUAUGACCGCUUCACUGAACAUCCAGCAAAGUGGCACAUUGGAUAUAUUGGGGACAGACCGCACUGUUACAGAAGGGGAUCAGGUCACGUUCCAGUGUUUCGCAACAGACUGGUUUCCUGCACCAGAUAUUACCUGGGCUUUGAAUGGCACAGCGGUGAAUAAAACGCUCUACAACACCACUACCGUGGCAAAUGGGAAUCUCUCAAACUCCAACAGCACCUUCAAACUCACAGCCAUGAACAAUGCAUCUGUGGAAUGUUUGGCAUCCAUUGCUGCUCUGUCAUCGCCUUUAAGCAAGAAAGUCAACCUCACUGUCCGAAAGCCCAAGGUGAGAGACUACAGAGUGUUGCUAGGUGUCGUUUUGGGCUUCGGCCUGGCUGCACUUCUAUUUCUCCUCAUCAUCCUCAUCCUCUUCUGCUGCAAAAAGAGGAGAUGGAGAGACCCAGCGCCCCUCGAUCUCGUUCUCUCACUUAAGAAGAGGCCAGAAACACGCUACGAAGAGCGAGUGAGGGUAUACUCACAAAGAGAGAGAGACAAUCGCACUUACAGUCGGGAUAACCCCGGAUAUGCUGCAGACAGAAGCAGAGAUGAUUCCAGUGGGCUGUAUUCCGUCAGUGCGCUUCGGCCCAAUUAUAACCACAAUUUUCAGCUUCCUGAUUAUAAUCAAGUUGCCCAUGGUUCCCAAUACGGAAAUGACAGUCUGGAUUACUACAGUGCCAACAACAAACACAGACAUGCAACUAUAGUUUAAAUACAUUAUAGAUGAUUAUAUAUUACUCUCAGGUUCUUUCUUCCACAAAGACAUGCAGUCAGGCCAGUUGGAGGUAGGCAUGGGUGUGGGUGAAUGUGUUGAUGAAUGUGUGUGAAUGGACUGGUGACCUGCCUGGGGUGUUUCCUGCCACUCACUGAAUGAAUCAGACCCACCAUGACCCUGAAUAGGAUAAUAAGGUGGGAAAAUGGACAGUGAAUGAAUGAAUGAGUAUACAUUACACAUAAUAAAACUGCAUAUAUGUGCAAGAAGCAAGAUCAAUUUUAGCCACAUGGUGCAUUGACUGCCGUGUAAACAAAAAGUUCUAUAUACAUAUUUUUUUUACCUCUUA
Molecule: messenger RNA, 1870 nt
Organism: Trichomycterus rosablanca
Lineage: Eukaryota; Metazoa; Chordata; Actinopteri; Siluriformes; Trichomycteridae
Gene: igsf5a
Product: immunoglobulin superfamily, member 5a
Exons: 11
Coding region: 439-1521 (360 amino acids)
Source: RefSeq, a predicted model, not a curated record